CUUCACCUUGAACAUUUCCGUGGUCGUAUUGUUGUUGUCUGGGAGAGGAGAUAUGCCUUGUUUUAAGUGAUUCUAAGUGUUUGGUGUGUGAUGCUUCCCGUUUCUUUGACACUAGCUACCUAUGUUAUCCCCGGAACCACUUUCCCUGGCAUAAUAUCUUAUCACGGUUACCGCCGAUUCAAAAGUUGGAAUUCCACGAGGCCUCGUGUACCCUAUUUUCGGUGGUCUAACAACCACUGUCAAGAUACAUCAAUGGACAGCGCUCGUCGAUUGUCAAGUGGCGAUACGUGUGGUGACAAUACUAAACAUAUAGAUAAAGAAUAUCCACGAAUUAUGAAACAACUACUGCAAGUAGAAGCGCAGAAUCUGACCGAAGCAGAACGGGCAAUACACGACCGACACUCCAUUGCUAUGCAGAGGAAGGAGGAUUUCUACGUCGAUCCCGCAACCACGUUCCAAGUGAUGACCAGUUUAGCGCAUCUGAAGAGGGGAGACUGCUGCGGGAAUGAGUGUCGACACUGUCCAUACGGUCAUGCGAAUGUUCCUGAUUCUAAGAAGACGAAAACCUUCAACAGCUCUUUCUAUGUCUGACUAAAGUUGUCUAUAGUAUAACGAUAGCUUCAACAGUAUGUUUUCCUACAGAUGUGUACAAGAACAAUGUGUAAUGUUGUAUAAAUGAUGAAUACGAUCACAAAAAAGUGUUGAAUAUU
Molecule: messenger RNA, 710 nt
Organism: Haliotis rufescens (red abalone)
Lineage: Eukaryota; Metazoa; Mollusca; Gastropoda; Lepetellida; Haliotidae
Exons: 3
Coding region: 91-591 (166 amino acids)
Source: RefSeq, a predicted model, not a curated record